This is a messenger RNA of Thecamonas trahens ATCC 50062, 2325 nucleotides long. RefSeq lists its product as uncharacterized. Gene Ontology annotation, cellular component: nucleus. The record is from RefSeq and is a predicted model, not a curated record. Gene Ontology annotation, molecular function: DNA binding. The coding region runs from base 1 to 2325 and encodes 774 amino acids. Gene Ontology annotation, biological process: mRNA splicing, via spliceosome. NCBI's taxonomy places the organism in Eukaryota, Apusomonadida, Apusomonadidae. The transcript has 2 exons.
AUGUUCAAGAAGCGACGCAAACGAGCGGCAGCCCGCACGACGACUGCCACCGUCUCCUCGGGCAACUCGGGCACCUCGGGUACCUCGGACACUCUGGGUGGCGAGACGCUGCUGGAGGCACCAACUCUUGCGGGAGGACCAUCGGCGUCAUCGUCACCUCUGUCAUCGUCCAUCGUUGGCUUGGUAGCACCACCAUCAACGGGCGCAAGUGCUACAGAUGCGGUUGCUGCUGCUGUGUCGGUCAUGGGCUCAUCGAGGAGGCGCAAGGGCGGAAAGGGCGGGAAGAGCUCACGGCGAGGCAUCGCUGUAGGAGGAGAGCGGACGGUGCGGCUAUCGCCGGCGGUGGCCAUGGCGGGAAAGUUGGACGGGACGGGCACCAUCGGUCGGCCGUCGUAUUCGGCGCAGCAUCUGGCAGAGCUGGCGGCAGAGACCAAGGUGCGGGUGGUGGUCGACGACGAGUGCGAUGCCGAUGAUGAUGGGGAUGACAAAGACGCAGUAGAGGGUGACGAGAGCGGCAUUCAAUCGCAGGCUGCUGUCAAGCGUGCGAGGGACGCAAGGAGACAGGCUAGGAUGGUGGCUGAUCAGGAGGAGACGGAUCAGAUUGGCGUGGCCGAGGGCGACUUUAUCCCGCUGCUGGGAGAAGGAGACGAGGCCAAAGCCAAGAGCAGCAAGGCAGCAGCGAGGUCUGGUGCCCGGCUGGUGGCUGAGGAUAUGGCUACUGACGCUGAUGAGCUGGCCUUUCUCGACGGCGAGCACUAUGCCGACUCGUUUGCCUUUGGCGCGCCGGGCAAGAACGCUGCCCGUGCCAAGCCGGCUAAAGCCACUCAGCUUGACCUGGAUCCUGACGCCGAAGCUGCCAUUGUGGCCAAGGGCACCUCGCGAGCAGCCGACGCGGCCGCCAUUCGCGCCGCUGUUCCACUUGAGCGGACCGAGCUGUAUCUGGCCAUGCCCGAGCGGUACGCGCCACCGAGCAUCAGCGACGUGCUUGCUAGCAUUGCGGCCCGGGCAGCCGGUACCCAGGACGCAGCUGAUGCCGCAGCUGAUGCCGCGGCCCAGUCCCGGGCCGCGCUCGAGAGCGCACAGACGACGCUCGCCGACCGGCUCGCAGCCAUCAAGGAGCUCUCUUCCCGGCUCGCCUUUGUGCAGCAGCUCGGCGAGUUUGUGGUCGAGCUUGGCGACUGCCUAGUGGCCCAACUUCCGCUAGUCGACAAGGCCGAGGCCGCUUACUGGACUGCGCUCACACGGCCGGUGUUUCUCGCGCCCGACACUGUCAUUACCGCUGAGGCGCGGACCGCACGGCUGCAGGCACUGGCGACGACGUCGCUGCCAGCCGACCCGUGGCUUUCGGACGACGAUGCCGCCGAGGCGAGUGCCGAUGCCAGCUUUCCGCCGCCGCCCUCCGACGCCGCUCCGUUUGCCAACGUCACGCCUGAGUUUGGCUCAGCGGAGGCGGUUGUCGGUGUCUUUGCCAACUGGCGCCGCGAGCAUGCCGGGGCGUACCGCGACGCCUUUGGCUCUCUGGCAUUGCGGACGGCACUGGCGCCGUUUGUGCGGGCGUCGCUCCUGGGCUGGGAGCCGCAUCGCGGUGCGUCGCUUGAGGACGCGCUGCCGUGGCUGGAGCCAGUCUUUGAGUUUGGCACCACCGGGAGCCUGCCCGACGACGAGGCGCUGCUGGCGGACCUCCUUGCGGCGCACCUCGUGCCGCACCUGACCAAAAUGGUGCGGACGACGUGGCGGUGGGCGCUGCUCUCGGGCAAGUUUAACCAGGCGCUGCAGGACGCACUGGCACUGGUCACCGAGUUUUUCGGUGGGUCUGAGGCGGCGGCGCCGACAGCGACGCUCGAGCCACUAAUCAGCGCCCUCAAGUCGGCCAUGCUACUUAUGGUGCAGCCAUCGGCGACGCCGCUCCCGCCUCUGGCGCGCGCGCCUGGCAUGUACGCGACGCCUGGCAUGGCUGCCGUCUUUGCGCACUACUUUCAGCUUGCCCUCAAGGCGCUGCGGCUCAUCUCGUCGUGGGAUGGGUUCGUGCCGUGGCGCGAGGGACCACUGACAAGGGCGUCGCUCGCGCGCACGCUCUUUGGCAGCUACAUCCACACGCGGCUGCUACCCGCGCUGGAGGGCGUGAGGGCGAGCGCGCCUGGGACCGCCGCGGAGCGGGCUCUGGAGAUGAUUCUCGUCCUUCCGCCCGGCUGGCAGCCGGGUGUGGUCGGCUCGCCAGUGAGCGCGGCCGACUGGGCGCCGGUCCGGGCGUUUGCCGCCGAUGCCAGCUGGCCGGUCGGCGAGCCGGGUGUGGUGCGGCUGCGGGCGACGCUUGGCAUGGGGUGA